Molecule: messenger RNA, 7072 nt
Organism: Monomorium pharaonis (pharaoh ant)
Lineage: Eukaryota; Metazoa; Arthropoda; Insecta; Hymenoptera; Formicidae
Gene: Akap200
Product: A-kinase anchor protein 200
Exons: 8
Coding region: 1559-4837 (1092 amino acids)
Source: RefSeq, a predicted model, not a curated record
CAAACGGUCGGUUCGAAAAGACGUAGUGCGAUCGCUCCGUGAUUAAUCGCGAAUUUUAUCCGUUAAUACUGCACAGUGAGAGCCAAUUUUUAUCGGGAGUGUUGAUUACAGUGACGAACGAUCAUCAGAGCGUAUUGGUUAUCGAGGAUUCUUGUGAUUAAGGCUAUUUCGUCAGUCAAUAGAACGUGACUUGAAACAGGUAUCGAUCUAGUGAGUACAAAUUCCGGUGACGUAGGCACGCGAAAAUGACCCUUAUGUCUCUCGAGACACUCGAGUUGCGAUGAGUGUACUUUUCGUUAGAUAUGAUAUAUUCGAGCUACGGCCCGAAAUUUAGAGAGCAUCGUAUUUGUCCCGUGAACAGAUAUCACUCCUGACAAAAAUUUGUCAGUAUUUCGCGUCGUGUGCGUAUAUGAGAUUGUAAUUGUCAAAUAAACGACAGUUCUGUCUAAUGAAUUCCGUGCGAUCGUAUAGUACCUAUGACUGCAGUACGCUGCGUCGGUAAAAUGUGAGCGCGAGAUAAUUUUGUCAAGCAAACGACAGUCUUGUCAGACGAAUUCCGUGCAACUGUAGUAUUACUCCUAUGAUAAUAUAUUGGUUAUAUUCACAUUGUUAUCGACAAUGCAUUUAAAUAUGUAACGACAUAUCGGUGCAACGAUUAAUUUUUUUUUAGCCAUUACUGCUUUAUGUUGCGAUCGGGAAAGUAUCAUAAGUAUUCUGAGGAAAGUCGAGUUGCACAUAAAAGAAAAGCACUCAAAGUAGUCAGCGACUUUUAGACACAAUUUAACUUUGGAUCAGUGUUCAAUUUAAUUUAACCGGAGUUUAACUAACCGUGUCUAAUAAAUGAAUUUGUUUUAUAUAAAACAAAGUUUUCUAUUGAAAAAUAUUAAUUAAAUUCUCGUUAAACGAAAUUGUGGAACUGGGCCUUAAUUAAAGAUUACAAUGGGCGUAUUCAGCAGAUUCAAUAAUUAAGUAGCAAUCAAACAUGAUUGGUUCUAACUUAUAGAACCAAUUAACAAAUCCAUAGGCAUUAUCAGCAGAAAAUUUAGUAAUGUUGCUCAAUUGUUGACUCUAUUGAAUAUAGCCAAUAACAUUGCACGUUUAUUACAUCUAACGAAAAAUGUGUCAAUGGGACAGAGGGAAUCUUCGCGUGUGAACAGUUGUGCGUUUCGCGUUUUGAACUUCGCGCGCUUCCGCGAGUCCCAUCGAUGGCGAGUCCGCUUCGUCGUUCGCCGCGUAGACGUGGGAUGGCGCUGCCAGUGUGACGCAAGCGCGAGAUGCACCUAACCUGCCGGAGGAGACGCAGCGCAGGCAGGCACGAGAGUACGCACAAGCGCAGUCGGAGCGGCCAAGUCGAACGUAGGGAACGUAGUGACCCGGCGUCUCGGCGAGUGAAGUGUCCGUUGAUUGCAGAGUGAUCCUGACGUUGCGGCCUGUGCCUUCUUGCGAGGAUCCUACGAGGACGUCACGUCGCGUACCGGACGGUUUAGCUGGACACCACCUGGUACCCCAGAAAGCAAGUGAGAUAAAGACAGGUGGCACGAGAAGGUAAGAAGCAAACAUGGGAGCGAGACAGAGCAAGAGGUCCGUGGACAUAACGACGACGCCGAAGAAGGAGGGAAUACCCGCCGAGGGUGGCGUCGUCGGCGACGUGGCCGCACCUGGUGACGGUAAGCUGGAGAGGAUCGAGGAGGCUGACACGAAGCCGACCACCAACGGCAUAGCACCGCACACGGACUCCGCCGAGGAUAAAGAAAAGGAUAAAGAUGAGGCUACCGAAAAGGACAAAGAACAGCCGCAGCAAGAAGAAGUAAAAGCCGAGGAGACGAAGCAAGAAUCGUCUGGAGACUCUCCUGCGGAGGUUGCGGAGGUCACGACGCCUACAGAGGCCAACCCUGCCAGUCCGAACACUGCCACUUCUCCAGACAAUAAGGAAACCAAAAAGAAGGAUAAGAAGAAAAAGUGGUCCUUCAGGUCGAUAAGCUUCAGCAAGAAGGACAAGACUAAGCCGAGCCGCGACGAAACGCCUAAGAAUGGAGACGUCACUAAGGAAGAGCCGCUCGCAGAGGGUGGCGAAGACGCGGAGAAUGCAACGGCCACUGCGAGCAGCCCGGAGGAGAAAUCAGCAGUAAGCAGUCCAUCGGCGGACGAGCAAGUAGUCGCGCCAGCAGCAGCCGAGCCGAAGGAAGAGGAUGCCGUAGCAUCGGCAGCAGCCGCUAGCCCGACCGAGGAAAAGAAAAAGGAACCUACUCUCUCCGCCCCUACUCCCGUCCCGUCUGUCGAGGAUAAGAAAGAGGAGGUCGAAAAAGUCGAGGUCGAGAAAAAAGUAGUCGAGGUCAGUCAGUCAGCUGGCGGUCACUCCGUAGCGGACCCGGUAGAGAUUCCCGUCUACCGAGUCCAGCUAGUCGCGACGCCGUCUAUCAUUGAGAGGAAAGCCAGUGAGGACCUCCCACCCCUGCCCCCGUCCAGUCCACCACCGACACCUAUAGACCCGUCACCCUUGCAGCAGGCACGGCAGGCCGCGGCGAACGCCACGGCCCUGGCUGAGGCGCUCAAGCUGCCUGCCGUGGCUGCUGCCGAGGAAUCGACGCUGGCACCACCGCCCAAAGUCGCGUACCCGUCGUCCAACAAGGAUAUUCUUUCCCAAGAGAGCCGCGAACCCACCAUCACCGCUAUCGCGUCUCCGAUAUCAUCAUUCAUUCCUUCUACCGAUGAUUUGCCCUCGACAGAAGUGACCUUUACCCUCGCGGAAGUAAAGUCUCUGCCGGUGGUAAAGUCCGAGAUUGAGACGUCUCAAGAUGUCGCGAAAAAGAUAGGGGAAACAUUAGAGAAUAGCCGUGAUAAAGAAGCCGGGAUCGAGCUAAAGGUAGAGGGCCACGUCGCAGAGAAGGAGAAGGAAGUAUUUAAGUGCCAGAAAAGUGAAGCAAAUAUAGCAAUGGAAACUUUGCCACUAGCUAUGGAGUGCGAUAAUAAAAACACACGAGGUAUAGAGGAAGUUCCUGACGUUGUUGCGAUGACUAAAGUUAUGAACGAGGCUUUACCGGUUGUGGAGUGUCAAACAAAGAACGAGAUAAAUAGUUGUGAAGUUGCGAUGAAGAUAAACGUACUACCUAACGCCGGACAUAAUGAAAAAGUCGAGGUUGAAACAUUAUCGCCGGCUGAAAUUGAAACAAAAGGCGUCUGCCCGGCGAUAAAGCAGUAUUUAUCGUCUGAAAAUUAUCUGGACAGUUCUCCAGAUAAAACGCAGCGCAUUGAAUCAAUUGAGAAACCAUCAGAUUCGGAUCUUUCUUUGAUCGAGAAAUGUGCGUCUGUUGACACGAAGAAAUCGUCAGAAGUCGAUUAUGUACCCUCUACAAAUCAAAUCGAAAGUCCAUUGGAGCAAUCAUUAGCAGAAGCGGAUGUUGUGAAACAAUUGACCGAAACACCGACUGAACAUGAUCACGAUUAUGCUAAAUAUACGCUGAAGGAAGAAGGAAUCACAUUGACCACGACUGAACUAUUCAUAAAUUCUGAGGAAGGUCCGCUAUCGGUUUCGGAAGAUAUUUUAGUGGAAGCCAAACCAGCGCUGAUUAUUCCGGAAGACGACAGCGUCGAGGAACUUACCGACACUGAAUCCAUCAAGGUGAUUCCCGAAACCAACGAGGAGAAAUUGGAAACCGAACUGGAAUUAGACAUUCCAGCAAAAGAGAUUCUGAUCUCAGAAAAAUCGAAAGAUAUGUUUAUUCCAGAAAACGCGACAGUUGAGCCAUCAAACAAAUUCGUUGAUGUAUCUGAUACUUGUACGAGAAACGAAAUGGAAGCGAUCAAUGAAAUUGAAAAGACGCUGCCAUGUCCACCUGAAGAUUUAAUCACAUUUAACUUUCAAAACAUAAGUACAAUCGAGACAGAAGUAAUUGAAAAAGAUCGUUUAACAUUGCCGGAAUUCUGUCCCUCAGAUGAUUUAGAAUCGGCGCACUGUUUGUCAUCAUUCGUCCCAGACGUUCCGGCGUAUUCUCUUUCUGAAAAGCACUCCAAUGAGCCUCACAUUUUAGGUCUCGUGGCUGAAUCCGAAAGCGUGCCAAUCUCCUUGGAAGAUCUACCUCCGGCGCCUGAAGACACGGGGACGCAGAACUUAGAUUCCUUUGAUUAUCCUUUACCACCGGAAGAACUUUCUUGUCCAUUAUUAUUGAUUCCUCCCACGAACAUGUCCGUAGCCGAUUUACCACCAGCUCCUGUCGAGCACGCGGUCAACUCAAGAGACCCGACAGAGACUCUCCUCACACCACCCACAAGUCCUAACUUCCAACAGUCCAGUGUCACACCCGGCAUCGCGACAGAAACCGCCACGAAAGAUUGCUCGCAAAUUCCCUCAGAUUACGAGGGUAAUAGCAGCAAUCGUGGGCAAUUGAUGUUGCUGGGCGAACCGCUGACGAUAUCAUGUAAUCAAUCGAACAUUGAGUUGAAGGAGAGACUGGCGGCCGAGUACGUAGCGAAGACCGAAAGCCAGGAAGAGGCCUUGUCGUGUCACUUGUCGAACUCCAUCCCGUUGGCUGCCGCCAAGGAGCAUCAUCAGAACGCCCCAGAAGUCGAGGCGCCGGUAGAAAACAAUAUCGGCCACGAUGCCAAUACGACGGAAAACGCCGAUGAAGCUCCCAAAGUUCCACCGCCAGCUAUUCCAACUGAGGCACCCGCCUCUCCGCCAACAGCACCGGCUAUCACUGAAGACGUCGCCUCGGUCACCAAGGCUAUUGAGGAGAUCGACAUAAGCGAUAAAGCAGUCGCGGCGGCAGUGAACGAAGCUAUCGAAUGCAACACGAAUGAAAUCAUCGCUGACGCGCACCAAAACAACAUAAACGAAUAAACGCCUAAUCGAAUUGUAUUUUGGAAAGAAGAAAGUUCUUUUCUCUCGUUAAAACCAAAAAAGUAUAUUAUAUAGAUAUGUAUAUUUGGACCAUUCCUGCAACAGAAAAUAACGUUCUUUCGUUACGAGCAGCAAAAGGGGAAAACGGGGCGACGACGACGAUGACGAUGAUGACGAUGACGACGAUCGCGGUAUCGCGAGAGCAUGUAGACUCUAUAUAGUAGGCCUAUUAAUUAUUAGACGGUGUUUGACGGCGGGAUAAACGAGAUUGCGUGCGUGAAAAUCUAUGAUCGUUUAUUUAACAACUAUUUACAUUCACGAGAUCCAUACAUUACGUGAACGUGUGAUUCUGCUGGAGGAACACAUGUAACGUUCUUGCACGAUCUCUUUCACUGAUUAAACACCCGUCACAGAUUAAACGCACAGAUUAAAUGCUCGUUCCAUUCUUUGUGGCGCGCGGGAAAAGUUUUAAAGCACUGAAACAGCUUUUGGAUCGAGUCCAGCCGCGGGUUACAAUGAUCGUCCCUGCUGUGUAGAAAUUUUUAAAGUAUCAUUAACUGUUACUGAAGUAAAGUCUAAUGCUCGAACAUCGCGCGACGGACGCAAGCGAUAGAAGCGAAUAAUUAAGAUCGUCAAGACGAUAAGGCGAGAAAUCGUUCGUCGCGCAUUCCAGAGGAAAUACUCAUUUGGAUGGCGCCCUCCCGUAAUUACAUAACUAUUGUACUCUAUGAAAGCGAAAGAGUGUGAACGAGAAUGAAAGAGAUGAAAGAAAGAGAGCAUGAGAGAGAAUGAGAGAAAGAGAGAGAGAGAGAGAGAAAGCCGAAAUAUAGAAAAGGAAAUAUAUCGAGAGGGCAGGCUGUGUGUGAUAUAGCGAUUGACGGUGUGAAAGGUGAAAGAGAAUGGUAGUGCGCGAAACGAGAGAUAAGGAUGCGUCUUCGCCACGGUGAGAACAGGAAAAAGAUGGAAAUACGCAAGCAAGAAAUUUGGAAGACGAAGGGAAGAUGAUUGUUCGAUGAUAUGCGAUAAAACUUCGUACGAAUAAAAAUCGCACUCACAUCGGCGACUUUUAUCAACGACUUCGAGGGCACCUGGCAUUGUUUUGCUCGUAUUUCCUUCGCGGUUUGGUUUUCCUUUUUCUGUUUACAUCUGUACAAUCGAGACGUUUUACGUUGUAACGAGGAACUGCACAUUUUUUAACAUAAUUUUGAUAGGCGCGCGCGCACAAAGGCGUUUGCGAGACACGCGGAGACACAUACACCAACACACGCAAAGAGGACAUUUACACCGUGUAUACGUAUAUACGUACCAUGGGACAUACGAAAUAAAGUAUAUACAGUAAGUCGAAAAAAAAAAACGAGAUAUAAGUGAUAUAUUAAUCUAGACUAUAUAGAGAGAAUGCGUUUGUGUAAAUUCGGCGUUUGUUCGAACAUUGCUACUUCUCCAUACGAGAGAGAACACUUAUGACGAAGCCUAUCGUAAUUUUUAUGAUAAUCAUUAAAAAAGUAUCGCCUAAUUACAGUUUACGAGACAUGCACAAUUUAUCACCCCGGAACGGUACCUUUGUCAAGUUUUCAUACGAUGUUUCUACGUUUCUACGUUUAUACGGAUCUCCAGAAGUAAAAAGAGUAAUUAUCUUAUCAAAGCUUUUUUUAUUAAGAUCGUAGCGUAGAUCAUAAAGUUGUAAACGAGAAGCGCAUUAUACACGUGUGACAAUGCUCCGAUAUCCGGUAAUAUCGAGCAUAAAAAAAGAAAGGAAUCGAGUCUUCACUCGUGUCCGUGACCGGCAUUAAUUUUUAAGCGGUUACAUACGUAUAAGGACGGGAAAGAAAUAAAGUUAAAAGUUGUAUAGUAAAAUCAUUCAUUAGAUACAUCUGUCCGUAAAAAUGAUCUUUACAACGAAAAAAGAAAAAAAAAUUCAGCGUCUUAAUAGGAAGACACGUUUUGGCGACGAGAGCGAACUUUUUAUCGAAAUUCUUCACGAGCGAACCGAGACUGAUAAUAUCCGUACAUCUAUACCAUUUUCUAGUGAUUGCUAUCACUCUGAGGCGCCGUCGAGGCAAACCUCGCUCGUUUAUUUAUUUUGCGCCGGAGACUACAAAAUUAUAAAUGAGAUCUUUGAAUCGAAACCGCCUCAGAUGCGAAAAUACAGUCUCCAGUAUCUUCGAGAUCAGCAGUUAUAAUAGUAACUAAACUAUUCUACAUUUAUCUAUAACCUAUAAUAAACUGUGAAACAAA